CAACAGAAUGGUGUUGUAGAAAGGAAAAAUAGAACUAUAAUAGAGACUGCCAGAACUAUGUUAUUAGAAUAUGGAAGUCCUAAGUUCCUAUAGGGAGAAGCUGUUAUGACGGCAUUCUAUGUAAUAAAUCGGGUACUAAUCAGGAAACAUUUGGGAAAAACUCCAUAUGAGAUUCUAAAACAUAAGACUCCAAACUUAAGCUACUUUCAUCCUUUUGGAUGCAAAUGCUAUAUAUUGAAUACGAGAGAUCACUUAUAUAAGUUUGAUGCCAAAGCUGAAAGAGCAAUUUUUCUUGGAUACUCUAUAAAAGGACAAGCUUAUAGAGUGUACAAUGUAAGAACUAGGAGAGUAGAAGAAUCAGUUUUUGUAAAAUUUGAUGAAUCUGCCUGUUCUGAGAAAGUUGCUGCAGAAAAUAUAGAACUCUUGUUUCCUUUACCAAGUGAGGAUGAGGUAAAGCCAGAGGAUGAGGAGACAAGUGUCAAGCAGGACAGAGAGAUCACAGAAGAACCACCCAGUCAAACAGAAGAAAAAAUGGCGCCUGCCUACAUACAGAAACGACAUACCUGCAUCACAAAUCAUUGGAAAUCUAAAUGAAGGAAUACACACCCGAGGUAAGUACUACCCAGGUCAGUAUGCAUUUGUCUCACUUCUUGAACCAAAGAACUAUAAAGAGGCUUUAACUGAUGAUGAGUGGCUGCAUGCAAUGCAAGAAGAACUUGUACAAUUUGCAAGACUGCAUGUUUGGGAAUUAGUACCGAGACCUUUUAACAAGUUAAUCAUAGGAACAAAAUGGGCUUUAGAAAUAAAACAGACGAGCUAGGGGAAAUAACAAAAAACAAGGCUAGAUUAGUCGCCCAAGGAUACUUACAAGAAGAAGGAAUAGACUUUGAAGACUCAUUUGCACCUGUUGCCAGGAUUGAGUCUACCAGAAUGAUGUGUGCCUAUGCAUGCUAUAUGAAAAUUCCCCUAUAUCAAAUGGAUGUUAAGAGUGCAUUCUUAAAUAGAGAGAUUAAUGAAGAAUUCUAUGUAAGCCAGCUUCCUGGCUUUGUAGAUCAUGAAUUUCCUGAUCACGUUUAUAAGCUAUCAAAGGCAUUAUAUGGCUUAAAACAAGCUCCCAGAGCAUGGUUUGAAAAAUUAUCUUCAUUCCUAAAAACUGAAGGGUUUGCCCAAGGAAACGUGGACAAAACAUUAUUUAUCAAAAGAAAAAACGAAGAUACACUAGUAGUACAAAUAUAUGUCGAUGACAUUAUAUUUGGUUCAACCAGUCCAACUAUGUGCACAAGCUUCUGUGAACUAAUGAAAUCUAAGUUUGAAAUGAGCAUGAUGGGAGAACUAUCACAUUUCUUGGGUCUGCAAAUCAAACAGACAAAUUCAGGAAUGUUUAUAAGCCAAACCAACUACAUAAAAUCUAUGCUCAAGAAAUUAACAUGGAAACAGUGAACUCAUGUCAAACACCAAUGGCUACAAACUUAAAACUAGAUAAAGAUGUAUCUGGUGUGCCUGUAUGUGAGAAGAAGUAUAGGGGAAUGAUAGGAUCACUUCUGUACUUAACCGCAAGUAGGCCAGAUAUUCAAUUCAGUGUUGGGGUAUGUGCUAGAUUUCAAUCCAAUCCUAAAGAAAGUCACUUAAAAGCAGUAAAGCGAAUUUUUAGAUAUCUCAAAGGAACUAUGGAGGUGGGACUAUGGUAUCCAUUCUCUAAUUCCUUUGAACUCACAGGAUACAGUGAUUCAGAUUUUGGAGGGAGUUUAGUCGAUAGGAAGAGCACUUCUGGGAGUAUUCAAUUUCUAGGACCUGCUCUUGUCUCUUGGUUUAGCAAAAAACAAGGAGCAGUUGCACUAUCGACCGCUGAAGCGGAAUAUCUCGCAGCUGGAAGCUGUUGUGCACAGAUUAUGUGGAUGAAACACAGUUAUCAGAAUAUGGAUUUAAACAUCAAAGCAUCCCUGUCUGGUGUGAUAACACAAGUGCAAUUUGUAUGACAAAAAACCCAGUACAACACUCUAGAACUAAACACAUACAAAUAAAAUACCACUUCAUAAGAGACCUAGUUCUAGCAGGCCAUGUAUGCCUACAAUUCAUACCUACUGAACAACAAUUAGCCGACCUAUUCACAAAACCCCUAUCUAGUGAACGUUUUACUCAUCUCUGCACAGAGCUGGGGCUAAAAUCUUUUAACCAAAUCAAAGAUCUAAAAAGAUAAACACUUCAUUGGGUGUGUUGCAAUCUAGGUAUUUUGUUUAUCUUGAUUUACUUAAUGAAAUCCUCUUUUCGGCUCAUGCGUGUCUCUUUCAUCUUUCUUUUUAAUCAUUACUCUUGAUUAAGACAAAAUAGACUCUUCGUAUUCCUCCCUCUCCCGCUCCUUUUCAGUUCGUCUAGUCUAUUUAAACCAGUUUCCUGUUCACAACACUUCACCCUCUUACCACAAACAAGCAAAAACCUUCAAACAAACCAAAAUGAGUGAUCAAUUGCCACGACCCUUUCGUUUUGAUGGGUUGGUCCACACUUACCCAGGCUAUAUGUUUCAUGAGCCUGUGGUAAUAAACCAUCACCGCCACCUUCAGCACUUCAAAAAUAGAAGGUUGCACCACAUAAUUCAACUCGGCCCCUAUGAGUUCAACCUCUAUAAGUACGAUAUCAUGUCCCUUAUAGAAGCUCUGGGGUGGGACUACCUUCUCCGCCAGCCACUCCAUCCAGCCUGUCCCGGAGCAGUCAAGUAUUUCUAUUCGAACCUUCGUUGCCAAGGGGUUAGCACCAGAAGUUUUUCCACAGUUGUCUAUGGUCAUCUCUUGACCAUUCCAGUAGGGGCUCUCAAUGGGAUUCUUGGGUUUCCAUCUCAAGGAAUCGACAUAGCUCACCCAUCAGAAUUCUGGAAGCAAGAUUUCAUCCUACCCACUAAGUACUCCAACUUCUCCACUGAACCCACAGGAGGAAAAGACGUGCCAAUUCCUAUCAGCUGGUUGACUCCACGUUUAAGGAUCUUCCAUCACUUUAUCACUCAUGUUUUCUUCCCUCGAACUUAUAAUCUUGAUGUGGUUCUGCCACUUGACCUGUGGAUCAUUGCGAGCGCCACUGCAGGGCGAAAGCUAGAUUAUUCCAGCCUGCUGUUUGCAAAUCUCCUUCCAGCAGGAGACGAGCACUAUCAAGGACUAUUACCAUUCGGGUCCAUCAUAACUCGACUGCUUAUCAAUCUAGGGAUUGACCUGUCUGACUAUCGAAGCAUAUCACACACCAUGUAUGUGGGUGCUCUCAAUGUGCUAAUGAUCCUAGACCUUCCCACAGACAUUGCUCCUCCACCUCCUCCUCUCCCAUCAUCUUCCAUCCUAGGAGCUCGACCAAAAAAUGCUGGAGCAAACAAAGGGAAGUCUGUUGCUGGAGAGUCCAGCAAAAAUGCCAACCUAGUGUUCGCUGUCUCUGAUGGAAAUUCUUCCUCAGAAGACUCAGUUGCCUCUGCCCCAGAAGCCUCUACUUCUCCUGCCUCCUAAUCUCCCAGCUGUUUCUAAGGGGGGAAUCUUUCUCUAGCUUUAGAUUUCCUUAUGUUUGUUAAGUAGUAACUUUAGUUAAGUAGUGUCUUUUGCUUGCUUCAAGUUAGGUGUAUGCAUGGUCCCAGGGGGAAUUGUUUGUCAAAGGAGUUGGCUCCUCUAUUUUGUAAUCCCCCUGCUAAUUUCGAAUUAAUAUGAUAGUAGCUCCUUUUCUCUCGAGUGCUGCUGUGUUCUGUGUGUUAUUUUUGCAGAAAUCGCCAGACUUCUCGGACGAAGGGGGAAAUUGAAGAAAGGAGGGUGCCGUUCCCAUAAAGCUAUCUAAACGGUGGCGUUUUGUACAGCUAAAACGCCACCAUGAUCACACGACGUCGUCUGGAUAGCAACGGCACAAAAGCAAAGAAUCGUCCUUCCAAGUCUUCAUCGAAAGAUGAAGAUCAUCGAGCUGCUCAAACCUAGCCACCCACCUACACAUUUCCAAGGCUGUUCUUGGCGAUUCUUCCUCAAGAUAUCACCGAAUCCAGAAGGGCAAUGAUGAAAUUGCCAGAGGAGCGUCUAUGUUUCCACCAACGGUCAUCCCUUCCAUUUUAGUAUAAAUCAUCAUUCUCCCUCUUCAAUUGUCGGGUGACCGAGCUUAGCAGAAGAAAACAGCAAAGAGCUU
Messenger RNA from Linum trigynum, 4134 nucleotides. Lineage: Eukaryota; Viridiplantae; Streptophyta; Magnoliopsida; Malpighiales; Linaceae. The record is from the annotation of a GenBank genome assembly.